UUUGGAGACUUCUUCAAUAACAUUGCAAGGUGAAGAAUUGAUAAAACAGAAAGAGCACGGAAAUAUAAUCACCAAUUGUGGACCUGCUACAUUUCUAUUGCCAAAUCUUCCGAUUAUGUUCGGUACAACUAAUGAACAUCAUAAGCCGUUACAUCUGAUUGAAUCGUCUGUAAUGACACCUUCGGAAUCUGUGGAGUCGUUUGUGGAUACGCUGCCGAGAGUAAAAAAUUCAGAGAAUAUCGGGGUGCAAAGUAUGCAAAUGGAAGUUCCGCCGAUCGACUCGUUCACUCCGUUGGAAGCGGCCGCUAUAUCAUGCGUCCUUGAGGAAUGUUUAGAUCAGCUCGCCAUAAUAGGAUUCAUGAUACCGGCUAAAAUUGAUUCACGCUGGGACGACACGUUUAAAACGAUUGACGAGACAUACGGAGUGCCCGACGAGCCUAGAAGGCUCUUCAGGGAAGAAAUGGAUCUGCUGCCAAUCGUACCUACAGAGGCUGAAAAAAUGCAGAGGGAUAGAAAUUAUGUGUAUCAAGUCCUUCAGAAAGUUCUUCGCGACAUAAAAAAAAAUGGCAGAUUUGACAGUUUGCAAAAGGAAAUUGAUAAUAUUGCAAAGAAGCAGGAAAGCGAACGUAAUCUCGAAGCAAAUGCCCAGAUCUGGCUCAACCAAGCUAAGGAACUCCAAGAACUAUUGGAAUCUAACAAGAAGGCGAAUGAAGAGGAUCGAGAAAAUAUAAUAAAACUCGCGCAGGAAAGCGACGCGCAAGUCGAUCACGCAAUAUUUUUAAACAGCGGAAAAUUAGGCUAUGCGGAAAAAUGGGAGAAGGCCAGACUAGAGCAGCAGGAACUCAAAUUGCAUCUACAAAAGAAAGAAAUGCUGGACAAAUUAAGCGACUACUCGAAGGAAUAUAACGCGGAGCAAAUUAAAUCAGCGGAAAUGAACGCUUAUUUAGAAGCGGAUAUCAAAGAGAAAGAAGAACAGGUAAUUAUGUGGACGAAGAGAUAUAACGAGGAAAUUGUGGAACGGCAGCAGGAAAUCGACGAAUUAAAGCGUCUUAUAGAAGAACAAAAAUUAGAGAUGAAAGAAAUGCGCACUUUGAUAGAUGAGCGGCAAAAAUUUAUCGAAGAAGAAGAAAGAUUGCAGGAAGAAGCAAAGCUAAAUAGAGCUGCAACUAUUAUCCAAUCGAUAUGGAGGGGUCACAUGGUGAGACAACAAUUAGGAAAAUAUAAAAAUCUGCAAAAAGGAUUAAAAAAACAAAAGAAAUUAAGAAAACAGAAAGAGCGAUUGAUGAAAAGAAAAGGCAAAGUGUAGUCAAAAAGAAAGCUUUAAAAAGAAAAUUUGACGCUUGAGCAAACAAUAUAAAAUUUGACGUUUUAGUGAACGCUUAUGCUUUCUUUAUAUAUA
Molecule: messenger RNA, 1399 nt
Organism: Camponotus floridanus (Florida carpenter ant)
Lineage: Eukaryota; Metazoa; Arthropoda; Insecta; Hymenoptera; Formicidae
Product: dynein regulatory complex protein 9
Exons: 5
Coding region: 116-1306 (396 amino acids)
Biological process (GO): cilium organization
Cellular component (GO): cytoplasm; motile cilium
Molecular function (GO): protein binding
Source: RefSeq, a predicted model, not a curated record